AUGCUAUUGGUCGUCCUGGUGAUGCGAGGUGCGCAUGAAUCCGCCGCCGAGACAACGGCCGACCUGCUGGACGCCACCGCGAGCAAGGACAGCGUAGUCCACGAUUGGAAGGCAGUGUGUGAGCACUUGCAGCGGAUAAACUUAUCGGGGUCGGGAUGUCGGCCCUGGUGGUAUGUGCUGCGCCCACCGGUGACGGAGAGUCUGCCGCAGGAGCAGCUCGACCUGAUGUGCCCCACGCUGUGCUCCAGUAGCCUGGGACUGCCCAGCUGCGUCUGCAUCGUGCCCUACAGGGACUUGUCGGCGGCCGACAGGGACAACGUCUGUCAGCUCUUCUGCUCUGUGACCGGGUCCAAUCUGCGGGGCUGCACGGAGUGCGUGGACAACCAGACGACGACGGAAAUGAUGACGGUGACAACGGAGUCCUCCUCCACGACCUCCACAGCCAGCAGCACGACCACUCGAACCACGAGCACGACCAAGAGCACCACGAAAGCGCCCACGACGACCACGACGCCCGACUGGGGGGCGCUAUGCAACGUGCUGUGCCAGAUUGGCGAAGGCGGGGUUCUGUGCAAUUGUGACUUGCCGCCGUUCUUCUGAGCCAUGAGGUGAUCGUCAGGAGGACAGCGGUGACUUGUAAAUAUGAUACAAUUUCCGUUGGACAACGACAAGUGGAUUUGUUCUGAGGGUUCCAUUGAUAAGGCAGUUAAUUAAACUACCAACUUUUGUUUUUGACUCGAUGUUGAGAGAAUUUUUAGCAUUUUAACGACAAGAAAUAAUCACAAAAGGGCUUCCAAAACCAUCAAUUCAUUGUGACCAUCGAGACGUCGUCUCGUUGGGCGCAUGUAUUAAGUAUAGUGGACAAGAAUAUAUAGGUGUAACUUUAAGAAGGAUGUCUAUGUUAAGAGUGUAAUGAGAUAAAU
Molecule: messenger RNA, 923 nt
Organism: Phlebotomus argentipes
Lineage: Eukaryota; Metazoa; Arthropoda; Insecta; Diptera; Psychodidae
Exons: 3
Coding region: 1-600 (199 amino acids)
Source: RefSeq, a predicted model, not a curated record